AUGGCGAUACCGUGCAUGGUCAACACUACGAUAGCCGUCCAAAAUUCGUCAUCAUCUCACCUCGAUAAUUUUGAACCUACCGCGAGAUGUGGAAGAAUCGUCGAAGAUUCGGAAGCAGCCCAGGAAAUGGGUUAUCAGGGAACCCUCGAUUGGUCUCCAUCGAUGCAAGCCCUCCUCUUUUCCUCAACCUUCUACAGUAGCCUCGUCUCCGUCCUCUUUGUCGGCUAUCUGGCUGACCGUUUCGGGCCCAAAAUUAUGCUCCUAGGCGCAUCUGUUGAUUUUCUGAUCAUGAGCUAUCUAGCCCCAUCGCUGGCUAGUCACUCGUAUUGGGCAUUCUUCGGGACGAGGCUGGUAAUGGGAUUGGCUGAGCUCCUCUGCAAAAAUACGAUGAGCCCACUGUCGGAUUAUUUGAAGCGGCGCGGGCAUAGUCCGACAAAGUUGGGGAGAAUAUUCCAGGGGAUUAGCUCAUUUGGCUCCGGAACUUUCGUUAUCCUACUCGGCAUUAUACCUUCUUGUGAUAACCCGGUUCUUGCGAUCCCACUCCUGAUGGGUUACGAUGCGAUCCCAGGGACGCUUGGCAGUAUGGGAGGGCCGUUGCUGUUAUCGCUAAUCAAUUAUUUGCAACUGCCCUACAAAUGGCCAAUACUUUUUACGUGCUGUGCUGUUCUCCAUUACAUUGGUGGAAUAAUCUUUGUCAGCUGGGGAUCAGCCGAAGUCCUCGCGUGGGCCAGAGCCGAUUCCGUCAAGCCUAUCCCGAGUUUCCAAGUGUUUGAUCCGGAAACGAAAAUUCGGCCUGUUGAGAAA
Molecule: messenger RNA, 804 nt
Organism: Mesorhabditis spiculigera
Lineage: Eukaryota; Metazoa; Nematoda; Chromadorea; Rhabditida; Rhabditidae
Source: the annotation of a GenBank genome assembly